CAGCAUAGUGCAUAACUACAAAACUCUCUUCUCCCCUCUUCCCUCUCUCCCUAGGACAGAAACCCCCAAAGCCCAGCGAAAAGCGUUGGAGAGUAAGACUCUACUGAUGCCACUGUUGCAAUGGCAGACUAACGCUUGAGGGCUUUUGGCGUCUCAACGUCUUCAUGCUCAAAUUCACAGCCUUCAGUCUCGCUCUCAUUCGCGGGCCAAUUAAUCUAAAAUGCCUAUGGAAGUUCCCAAUUCUUUUUAAAUGGAAGUUGUUCUUCGGAUGUCAUGAAACACGGGCAUGCAUUUGAUUUAAUGCCAGGUACCAAUAUUCUGAGAAGAUGUUCAGUUUGUUGUGGACGCCAUUGUGAUGGCUGUGGAGAGAUUUUUAAAGAGGAGAGGAAAACAGAUGAUGUUCUGCACUUCCUAAGCUACUCAAGAAGUUGUUCCCUGCUAUCAACAUCCAGUAGAAUGUCUCAGAAUUUCGUGCCCACUUUUGUUUACCAACGUAGAAGAGACCAUAAGAACUCUGUUUCAUUCUUCGAAAUUGAAUCAUCUGGUCACUCUGCCGUCUGUUCUGAAGCUCCUCUGUUAGCUGUGAAAGAGUGUGUGGUUUCUGCUACCGAGCAUGAAAAAGAAGGUGUAAGAUCUCCUGUGGUGCAUCCAGUUGAAAAUAACAAAGUGACAGCACCCUCCAACUGGUUCUGUGCUGGGGAAGAAGCUGGUUUUGAAGAUGGCUUGACAACUGGUGUGGACAGAAUUUUGAAUGACAGCAGUGCUAAUGAUCAUUGUUCAUCAUCAAAAUCAAAUUUGGAACAUAGUUCACCUGCCUUGAAAUUUCAUACAGAUGAUGCAGGGGAAUGCUCCUCUUUUGGUGCAUUGAUUGCUGGGAAGGCACCAGAAGAUAUUUCAGAAAGAGAUAUUUGCAUUUCAAUUCUUAGAGAUCAGGGACUACUUGAUAAAGUUUGGGUUAGACGAGAUGGGGCUUCUAAUGAAAAUACUAACAACUACUGUUUGAAGUCAUGCAAAGUAUGUGAGCAGGUGGACAGUUCAAAAAACAUGCUAAUAUGCGAUAAUUGUGAUGAUGCAUUUCAUACUGCUUGCUAUAAUCCCCGUAUAAAAGUAUUGCCAGUUAGUGAGUGGAUUUGUAGCUCCUGUCUGAAAAAAAAGCACAAAAUAUUGAAAGAUAAAUCUACAAGCAGCAAUUUGGCAAACACAAGUACUGAAACUGGCAGAAAUCGGCAUUCAGAAUCAGAAUUGGAACUGGGGUCCUUGGAGUUCAUGGUUAGAGAUACUGAACCGUAUAUGUCCAAUGUGCGAGUUGGCAAUGAAUUUCAAGCAGAUGUUCCUGAUUGGUGUGGCCUCAUUGAUGAGGAAUGCAAUUUUUUUGGCGAUCUACUAGAAGUGGAUACUUCAAGUAAAAAUAGUAUGCAGGAUAGGGAUACUAUCAAAUCUUUGAAGCGCAUUCCUAUUGGUAAUUGGCUUCAGUGCCGUGAAGUCAUCGAUGGAGUUGGAGAAGGCAUUGAUGGAACCGUAUGUGCAAAAUGGCGCAGAGCCCCCCUCUUUGAAGUCCAAACAGAUGACUGGGAAUGCUUUUGUUGCAUUCUUUGGGACCCAACACAUGCCGAUUGUGCUGUACCCCAGACAGUUAUUUGUACCAAGAGUAAUCACCUGUUGCUGAUUCAGGAACUAGAAACGGAUGAAGUCAUGCAGCAGUUAAAGUAUGUGGAAAUGUUGAGACCCCGGCUUGCUGCGAGAAGGCGCAAAUUGGGCAGUUUGAAGGGGAGCGACUCACAGGACAGGUUGAGAUUAUGACGAAAGGCGAGGAUGAUGAAAGGCUAUUAAGUUGUAGAUGAGAAGAGGCUGAUGAUAGCUGUAAGUUUUGAGCUACAUGUUGGUGAGGACUGAGGAGGCUCUCUUAGGAUUAGCAUAGCUUAUAUUUGUUGGGUUGUGAGUUUUUUGCUCAUCUUUAGCAAUGCCAGUGUCUAGCUAAAAAUUGUUGGCUGUUUGAGCGUAUUCUCCAUAUUUGGAAAUUUUUAUUUUGCUGGCAAAAAAGCAGGUGAUUUAUAUAUGUUGAAAUGGGAAACCAUGUUGAUAUGUGUUGGUUGGGGGAAACCUA
This is a messenger RNA of Salvia splendens (bonfire salvia), 2104 nucleotides long. RefSeq lists its product as uncharacterized. The record is from RefSeq and is a predicted model, not a curated record. Lineage: Eukaryota; Viridiplantae; Streptophyta; Magnoliopsida; Lamiales; Lamiaceae. Gene Ontology annotation, molecular function: zinc ion binding; DNA binding. Bases 274 to 1800 code for a protein of 508 amino acids. Gene Ontology annotation, biological process: positive regulation of DNA replication; regulation of heterochromatin formation; regulation of DNA-templated transcription. Gene Ontology annotation, cellular component: nuclear chromosome; CHRAC. The transcript is spliced from 8 exons.